AUGUCCGCCCCAACCGUCAUCGCUUCCGACGGGCCACCGGCUGGCCCUCCCACCAAGUCGCUAUCCACUCUCCUCCCUCCCCGGAUUCUCCCCCCUGGCGUCGAGCAGGACUUGUUCCACGUCUUCGCCCAGCGGGUUGUUUCCGUCGUCGGGCCCUCCAACCUCGAGAUCAUCACCGCGGACACGCCGCUGGAGAAUGACGACUUCGGCGAGACCUGCUUCAAGUACGACCGCUACCGGUCCGCCGACAACGAGGCUCUCUUGGUCGGCUGCGCCGUCGUGCACCCGCGGCACGUCUCCGACGUCAAGGCCGUGCUCGCGCUCUGCAACUCCUUCAAAGUCCCGCUGUGGCCCAUCUCCGCCGGCCGAAACCUCGCGUACGGGGGCGCGGCCCCACGCGUGCCCGGCAGCCUUGUCAUGCGGCUGGGAACGCACAUGAACCGGAUCCUCGAGGUCGACACGGCGCACUUUACCUGCGUGGUGGAACCCGGGGUGACGUACCAGCAGCUGCACGACCACUUGAAGGAGAGGGGGCUGCUGGACAAGGUCAGGCUGGACACGCCCGAGGUGCCUUGGGGGAGCAUGAUUGGGAACGCGCUGGACCGGGGCGGGGGCGCGACGCCGUACGGGGACCACUGGGGCACGCACUCCGGGAUGGAGGUUGUGAUGCCGGACGGGGACGUGGUGAGGACAGGGAUGGGGGCGAUGAGCAGCCCGGAGGGAAGACGGGAGGCGGCGGAGGGCGUAUCCCCCGAGGACCAGACGCCGAAUUCGUGCUGGUCACUCUUCCCGUACGGUUUUGGGCCCAUCAACGACGGGCUGUUCAGCCAGGGCAGCAUCGGCAUCGUCACCAAGAUGGGCUUCUGGCUGAUGCCCAGCUUCCCCGGCGUCACCCCAUUCAUGGUGACGUACGCCCGCGACGAAGAUAUCCAAGCCGCCGUCGAGAUCGUUGGCAAGUUGCGAAUGCACCACGUACUCGCACAUGCCUGCUCCAUCCGAUACGUCACGCUCGACGGGGCCUUCUACUCGUCGCGAGCGACCUACACCGACUCGUCCAAGGACGUCAUCUUGACCAGGGAAGAACUCGACGCCAUGUGCGCGCGCAACAAGCUCGGCCGGUGGAACUUCACCGGAUGUGUGUAUGGCCCGCCCAAGAUACGCGAGCUCACCAUGCAGCUCAUCCGCGAGGAGAUCACCAAGCCGGAGGGCAGCAAGCUGUACACGUUGGAGGAUAGGACGGAGAGGCCGAGUAUGCUGCAUGCACGGGCACCGAACAUGGAGGGCCUGUGCAACACGGAUCAGCAGAAUUGGCUCAAGCAGUGGAUGCCCAACGCCGCCCACAUCCUCUUCAUGCCCGUGUCCCGCAUCGACGGCGGCUCUGCGAUGGAGCAGUUCAAGCUGGCCAAGAAGCUCUUUGCCGAGUACAAGAUGGAUUAUUUCGGGCACAUGGUUAUGUACCACCGGGACAUGCACAACGUCUCCUGCAUCGUCUACGACUCCGAGGACGUUGCCAUGCGGGGCCGUGCCUGGGCACUGGCCCGUCGCCUGAUCGAUGAGUGGCAGGCGCACGGCUGGGGUGAGAUGCGCACGCACAUCGGGCUGCACGACCAAGUGGCGGCGUCGUACGACUUCAAUGAUCGGGCGAUGCUGCGGCUGAAUGAGAAGGUGAAGUCAAUUUUUGACCCGAACGGGAUCAUUGCGCCGGGUAAGAGCGGGAUCUGGCCACAGGGAUAUGAUAGGAGCAGGUGGCUGAUGGGUAAGGAGUACAUUCACGGGUUUCCUGGGGUGGAGGCGGAUGUGUUCGAGAAGGCCAAGGCGGGUGCGCAUGCGACGAACGGUAGCAAGUUGAAGUGA
This is a messenger RNA of Colletotrichum truncatum, 1854 nucleotides long. RefSeq names its product FAD binding domain-containing protein. The record is from RefSeq and is a predicted model, not a curated record. Gene Ontology annotation, cellular component: mitochondrion. Gene Ontology annotation, biological process: lactate catabolic process. NCBI's taxonomy places the organism in Eukaryota, Fungi, Ascomycota, Sordariomycetes, Glomerellales, Glomerellaceae. Gene Ontology annotation, molecular function: D-lactate dehydrogenase (NAD+) activity; FAD binding; D-lactate dehydrogenase (cytochrome) activity.